CCCUCCACCGUUCUACUCUAUACUCUCCUCUAGACCCUCCCUCUCACAAUCCUCAAGCAAGCGCAUACAUCUCCUGCUCCCUUAGACGUUCCCCACAAAAUGCAUUACUUUUCGCAGCUGUUCCAUUACGAUCAUCCAUGGUCCCACGUCGUCAUCGGCAUGUGGCACAAGUACCCCAACCCCCACUGCAGCCACGUCCUCAGCAUCGAUGUCGUCGACCGCUCGGUAGACCCACAAACCGGCAUCAUCCGGACAGAGCGGAUAUUGGGCUGCAAACAGAAUGCACCAGGUUGGAUAGUCAGGUUCUUCGGCGGCUCUGAAGACGCAUUCGUACGAGAAGUCUCGUUCAUCGACCCCGCAACACAGACGGCGACGAUCACAUCUGUCAACCUCUCGCUGUCUCAGUUCGCAACAUGUUACGAGAGCAUCCGCUAUACGCCCUCACCGGACGGCCGGACAACGUUUGCGCAGACCGCGGAGAUCCAGGCGCGCAUGACCAUCUGGCGCAGUAUGGCGGACAAGCUCGAAAACUGGCUCGUGCAGCGCUUCGAGCAAAACGCACAGCUGGGGAAGAUUGGCUUCUCGGACGUCCUGCGUCAGCUCUGGGAAGUACGGGAGCAGCAGUUGGCACGGCAGGCAUGAGCGGUCGCCGCUCGGGCUCGUUUCGCUUCGGUUUCUUCCUGGUUUCUUAUGGGUAGAGACCGUGCCCCGGUUUCGCGGCCUUAGAUGGGCUCGAGGACGUUUAUAGUAGAUCCAAAAAGCGUCUUGCCGACGUUCGUUCACGACCGCCUCUUUACGAUACAUUUUACUGUACUAUCCCCCCGCAUGCUGUUUAUGACUACCCCCCUCCCACCACCCCCUCUCACGGGCUCCCUAGAUACCUCGCUCGUGUCCGCUUGCAGCAGCCUUCGCACUCCCUCAUUCAAUCGCAAUGCUGUCGCAAGCUUCAUCUCAUCCGAACAUUUGUGAUAUAUG
Trametes versicolor FP-101664 SS1 is the source of this 975-nucleotide messenger RNA. RefSeq names its product MSF1-domain-containing protein. Gene Ontology annotation, biological process: phospholipid transport. Gene Ontology annotation, cellular component: mitochondrial intermembrane space. Bases 100 to 642 code for a protein of 180 amino acids. Lineage: Eukaryota; Fungi; Basidiomycota; Agaricomycetes; Polyporales; Polyporaceae. Gene Ontology annotation, molecular function: phosphatidic acid transfer activity. The transcript has 3 exons. The record is from RefSeq and is a predicted model, not a curated record.